Messenger RNA from Lotus japonicus, 1760 nucleotides. Its product is annotated as proline dehydrogenase 2, mitochondrial-like. Bases 163 to 1647 code for a protein of 494 amino acids. Gene Ontology annotation, molecular function: proline dehydrogenase activity; FAD binding. The transcript is spliced from 4 exons. NCBI's taxonomy places the organism in Eukaryota, Viridiplantae, Streptophyta, Magnoliopsida, Fabales, Fabaceae. The record is from RefSeq and is a predicted model, not a curated record. Gene Ontology annotation, cellular component: mitochondrion.
UAACCUCAGUGCUACAAACUAACACAAACAUCACGUUUUUAUUGCAUCAUAUCCCACUUGCAUUCCUCAAAAACAGAGGUAUCACUCUAUAAAAACAAGAACAAGAACAUCAUCAUUCAUCAAUCUCUUCAUUCAAACAUCAUCAAUCUCUUCAAACCUUUGAUGGCAACCCGUGUGAUCCCACCAAGAAUCCUCAAGAAACUGCGUUACAACACCGCCACCAAACCGCUCACUUCCCCUCACCCAUCUUCCCUCAACCCCGCCGCCGCCGCGGUCGUCCCUCCGUCGGUCCUCGACAAAUCGCCGUCCUCCGUGGCCUCUCCCUCUCCGCCGCCGUCGCUCCUGGACCUGGACGACGCGGAGAGGCUGUUCUCUGCCGUGCCGACGGCGAAGCUCCUGAAGACGUCCGCUGUGCUGCAUGCCACCGCGGUGGGGCCCAUGGUUGACCUGGGAAUGUGGGCCAUGAAGUCGAAGCUCCUCCAGAAGGGGGUGCUGAAGGACGCCGUGAUGGCCGCCACACGGAGGACGUUCUAUGAUCACUUCUGCGCCGGCGAGGACGCCGCCGCCGCCGGUCAGAGCAUACGGUCGCUGAAUGAGUCAGGCUUACGUGGCAUGCUGGUGUACGGCGUGGAAGAUGCGCAUGACAACGAUGGGUGUGACCGUAACGCUAACGGCUUCCUUCACACCGUUGAUGUCAGCAGAUCACUCCCUCCGUCUUCUGUGAGCUUUGUGAUUGUGAAAAUCACUGCAAUAUGCCCCAUGGCACUGCUAGAAAGAAUGAGUGACCUGCUCAGGUGGCAGCAGAAGGACCCUUCAUUCAUUUUGCCAUGGAAGCAAGAUUGUCUUCCAAUUUUCUCAGAAUCAAGUCCUCUAUACCACACACCGAAAAGACCUGAGCCUCUAACAGCUGAAGAAGAGAGCGACCUUCAACUUGCCAACCAGAGACUGCAAGAGCUUUGCCAAAAAUGUGUGCAGGGCAACAUGCCUUUGCUGGUUGAUGCUGAACAAACUUGGGUUCAGCCUGCUAUUGAUUACUUCACAUACUCUGCUGCCAUCAUGCACAACAAAGGUGACAACCCCAUUGUGUUUGGAACCAUUCAGACUUACUUGAAAGAUGCCAAGGAGAGGUUGUUGCUGGUAACAAAGGCAGCAGACAAAAUGGGAGUUCCAAUGGGGUUCAAAUUGGUUAGAGGUGCUUACAUGUCCUCAGAAAGCAAAUUGGCUGAGUCAUUGGGAUAUGCAUCCCCAAUUCACAAGACCAUUAAGGACACACACAAUUGCUUCAAUGGCUGCUCUUCAUUUCUGCUUGAGAAGAUUGCCAAUGGACCUGGUUCAGUGGUUCUUGCAACCCACAAUAUUGAAUCAGGGAAAUUGGCUGCUGCAAAAGCAUAUGAAUUGGGGAUUGGGAAGGUGAAUCAUAAGAUGGAAUUUGCACAGCUGUAUGGAAUGUCAGAUGCACUUUCCUUUGGGUUGAGCAGUGCAGGGUUUCAGGUUAGCAAGUAUAUGCCAUUUGGACCAGUGGAGAUGGUCAUGCCUUACCUCCUGAGAAGGGCUGAAGAGAACAGAGGAAUCUUAGCUGCUUCAGGUUUUGAUAGGCAACUCAUAAGAAAGGAAUUGGGAAGGAGACUAAAAGCUGCUGUGUUUUGAAGGCCGGCAGCAGUACUGGUUAACCUUUUUGUACAAAUUAGAGAGUUCUAUGAUGUAAUGGAAUUGUGCAAUUAUGCAUUCGGUGAAAUGAAAUAAAUUUUUUAGUAUUGGUA